CUUCGCGGUAUCAUUAAUACUUUUAAGGUCGCGUAAAUAAGACGGGGAUUAUUUAUUGUCAGUCGAACUGUAUGGUAUGGUAAACCCGAUUAAAAGCAUGGCAUGUCGACAUGUUCAAAAUAUGGUUCAGAGUGUCUCUAAAUGUUCUGGAAACGAGGCUCCUUAUUCACCUGUCAUAGACACCAACUCUGAUUCGGCUUCUAGUUCCGUUAACACAUCUAAGAGCUGUAAAAUUUCAGGACAACCAGAGAAAAAGCCCGAAUGUCACUCAGAAUCAGAUGAAAGAUGUCAUAGCAAAAAUUGUCUUGCGCCUAACAUAUCUAGUCCCUGUGCUUUCCAUUGCGAAGAAGACCAACAGUUACCUAUUAAGUGUGCACAAUCAAAAAAGAUUUCACAUGAAGACUUAGACGAUCGCCAGUCUCCGAAUGACUAUCUCUGGCAGAAGUUGGAAGCGUUGAUUGACCAGAUGAUCUCAGAGGAGGAUGGGAUUCCCGUCCGUAAUGUAAAAAGUCUUAUGUCCGUUAUUCCCAGUACAUUCACAGGCAGUGAUAUCGUUCACUGGUUGAUGGAACACACUGGUGCUAGCGAUGUUACUGAAGCAGUUCAUCUUGCUAGCCGUAUUGCGUCUAUGGGCUACAUUUUUUGCAUUGACGACCAUGUGCUGACAGUUAAAAAUGAUGGGCAUACUUAUUACAGAUUUCAAACACCUUUUCUGUACCCAAGUCGAUGCAUGGAAGCAGAUACUGCAGAUUAUGCUGUAUACUUGUGUAAACGCACUAUGCAAAAUAAACAAAGACUAGAGUUAGCCGGAUUCGAAGCUGAACGUUUAGCUAGUUUACAGAAUAUUUACUGUCACAAAUGGGAAUUCAUUUAUAUACAAGCUGAAGCAGAAGCUAAAGUAGAUAAGAAAAGAGAUAAAUUGGAGAGAUUGGUCCUUGAGUCACAAGAAAGAGCUUAUUGGGAUUUACAUCGGCCUCCACCAGGUUGUAUCAACACAACUGACAUUGAUAUGCGUAAAUUAUGUCGUGCUAAACGUCCUAAAAAGACUCCAUCACGACCUGUGAAUUUCCCUAUUCCAAGUGGUCCAGAUGGAUCCAUUCUAUUCUCAGUUUUGGAUGGUCUGUCACCACGGGAUCGAAUAGCUAAACUUCAUGCUUGUUCACGUACAAGAAUUAAACUAUCAAAGGCUGCUGAAAGUUUACAAAACUAUUCUGAUCAGUACUCUGAAUUCGACCUAUUGUUAUUCACAUCAACAUCUGUUGGAUUUUCUUCUCCUUCGGGAACUGGUGUAAAUCAACCAAAUACACUUGCUUCCACUGGUCAGUUGAUAUCAGGUGGCGGAUUGAAUACUAAUGCUAAUUCAUCAUCCUCAUCUGCUGUACCUGGAUCUAUUCUGCGUUCAUCUGGUGAUAAAUUGAUUCAUCAUACACGAAGUAUAUCAGCGACUGGAUUCAAUGGGAUCUCAUCAUUAACUUCUAUGUCACUUGCGCGUACAGGUAGUGGAGUAGCAAAUGGUGCACAAAAUGUUACUGCAAGUGGACAGAUUUCCAGUGGACAUGGUUCGUCUGGACAUAUGGUGAAUGUUGCUAGUGCACCCACUUCAGUGUAUGAUCCGACACAAGAACCAGUUAGUGCAUUGAACCCAUGGAUUUCAGACAAUCCAGAUUAUUGGAAUACAGAUGUGCGUCCUAAAUACUUGCCUAUUCGUCGUAUUAAACGUUGGAGUUUUUCAAUUCAUGAAUUACUGAAAGAUCCAGUUGGCUUAGAAGAAUUUCAACGGUGGUUAGAAAAAGAAUUUUCAGCAGAAAAUCUAAGAUUUUGGCAGGCUUGUCAGGUGCUAAAAGGUGCUCCUCUUCGUGAAGUUCGUCAAUCAAUAAUGAAUAUAUAUCAACAAUACCUGGCACCGAAUGCAGUAGAACCAAUAAAUAUUGAUAGUAGAAUUGCUGAUCUAGUUCGACGUCAUAUAGACGAUGAAUUGAAUACAACACCGAAUCGAUAUUGUUUUGAAGCUGCUGAAGAGCAUAUUUUUCAUCUGAUGAAAUCAGAUUCCUAUUGUCGUUUUCUACGAUCUGAUGUCUAUCGUGAAUUAUUUCGUGGUGGUAAGAAAAAAUCUAAAAAACAACGUAGUGUAAUAAAUACGAGUACUUGUUCAGCACCUGGUGGGGGUGGAGCAAUUCAGAUUGCUGCAUCAGUCAAUUUUACUGGGAUUGAGUAAUCAACCCGAUUGGGAUAAACAAUCGCAUUUUAAAGUAUCUUCUUUAACCAAAUACACUUCAGUACUUUCUUUGUUUCCAAUUUAAUUUUUCUGCACUUUAUCAUGGUAUAUUGUUACUUAUGAGAUUUAAUUUUCACAGUCAAUAUUAUGUGCAAUUUAAAUGUUUUCAAAGUUUUUAAACCCCCUAAAGAUCUAUGCUCUUUUAAUUCUAUCAUUGUAUGUUCGAUUAAGGGGGGGGGGGAGUGAAAUCAGAUACCUUUGGUGACUUCAACGCUUUCCAUCCAACUAACUCUUCAUCCGUUUCUUCUUACAUCCAGUUUAGAGUUUAGUCUCCAUCAUUUCAUUUGUCGGCCUAGUUGUGGAAUGUGUUUAAUAUAACUUGAAUGACUAGUCAACUUACAGAGGCUUGAAAUUGACAUCUUGUCGGCAUUUUCUUGGACUGGGUUUCUUUUUACUGGUUCAACACGCGUAUUCUGUCAUUCCUACGAACAAAUUUAAUGAGUCAGAAAGUGAAAAAGGAUUAUUUAUUACGUUGUUAAAGUUAUUAAGUGUUCCACUGUGAUAUCUCAGUCUUUUCUUUGUUUUCAUCCUCUGAAGUCCUAUGCAUUUAUUAUUAUUUAUAUCCACUAAUUUGUGUUUGUGAAUUAACACGUUAUUCAGUUUGUUUCUUUUCAAUCUUCCUCUCUUUCCUGAAUAAUUCUGCUGACAUUUAUUUAUUUAUUUUGUUUGUGACUGCUUUAAUUGAAUUUGUUUAAUGCUCAAACAUUUAUCAAUCAUUGGUGUCCAUUCCACAUAGUGUUGUUGCGUUGGGCAGCGGAGUUUAAUUAAACACAGGAAUGUUUUUUUUAUUGUACAGGUUAUUCUAUAUAUUUAUCAUGCAUAUUUCAUUCUGGGAAUAUUUUCUAAGCAUUUGGUACUCUGUGGUUGCAUUUAAACUAAUUUGACUUCUGAUUUUAUUAUUUUACUUAUUACAGAUAGUUUAUUUAUUGACUGUGAUCUUAAUUUAAUUUGGUUUUUUUCGCAUAUACUUAUUUGACUACUUACAGUGUUUGUUUAAGUAGUGAUCUGUGCAGAUCAUUCAUUAUUGGGCACUGUGAUGUAUGUGUGGCUAUUAUCAUUGAUAUUUUACUUAUUAUUAUUACUAUUAUUUAUUCAAAAUUUCCGCUUAUCUUAACUGCAUAGUGUAAUUUUAUGUGAUAGUAAACUAAAUCGUAUUGCUGAAACUUUCGUCACACCAGUUACUUAGAAUUAUAAAAU
Molecule: messenger RNA, 3472 nt
Organism: Trichobilharzia szidati
Lineage: Eukaryota; Metazoa; Platyhelminthes; Trematoda; Strigeidida; Schistosomatidae
Source: the annotation of a GenBank genome assembly